AUGGAAAAACAACAACCGCCACUCGGAGGCGUUAAAGUCGACCUAGGGAAGCUCAAGAUCGAGUCUAACUCUGCCGCUCGCGAUGUAGACGUUGGUCAGGUACUUGAGGUUGAGACUAAUCCUGCAUUGGAGAAAAAGGUCUUGAAAAAAAUCGAUCUCUUUUUAAUUCCUCUCAUGGGAGCAUGCUACAUGCUCCAGUAUAUUGAUAAAUUGGCAAUCAGCCAAGCAACUCUUUUCAACCUUCGACAAGAUUUGAACCUGAAAGGCAGCGAAUACAAUUGGGCAUCGGCCAUCUUCUACUUUGGAUAUUUUGCAUGGAGUUGGCCUAGCUCUUAUCUGAUUGUCAGACUUCCAUUGGGGAAAUACCUCAGCGUUGCAGUCUUUGUCUGGGGUGGAGUGUUAAUGUGCCAUGCGGCCUGCACAAACUGGGGUGGGAUCAUGGCAGCCCGAUUCUUCUUGGGCGUCGGAGAAGCUUCUAUAGCCCCUGGCUUUGCUCUUAUAACGGGCAUGUUCUACACUCGAGCAGAGCAGCCAGCCAGACAAGCAGCCUGGUUCAUUGGUAACUCUAUUGCUGUGCUUUUAGGAGGCUUGAUUGCAUAUGGCAUUGGUAAUAUUAACAUUACCACUAUUGCCCAAUGGCAGCUGUUGUUUCUUAUUCUCGGCGCCGUCACCUCUGGCUACGCUUUUGUUCUAUUUUUCGCACUGCCAGACUCGCCUGCCAAAGCAGUCUUCCUAAAACCGAACGAGCGUUCUGUUGCUGUGCAUAGAACGUUGAAGAACAAGACGGGUGUGCUGGACACGGGCAAUUUCAAAUGGGGCCAGGUUUGGAUGGCGAUCAAAGAUCUCCAAACUUGGUUUCUCGUGCUCUACACUCUUUGUGUCAACUUCUGCAAUGGUGGUAUCACCAGCUUCUCUGCCAUUAUCAUUUCCGGUUUUGGAUUUGGUCACCUCGAGGCCCUUCUUAUUCAGAUGCCAAUUGGUGGUGCCCAGCUCGUUUUUCUCAUUCUGACAUCGGGUUUCGCUGCUAUCGUUCCCAAGAGUCGGAUUAUCAUGAUGAUCUUUAACACAGCAGUCUCAGUUAUUGGCAUGCUUCUUAUCUGGAAACUGGAUGACACCAACCGAGCAGGCAAGAUGACCGGGCUCUGCCUGGGCAGUGUCUUUGCUGCUAAUAUUCCUCUGUCCCUGAGUCUGAUAAGUUCGAACGUGGCCGGGUUUACGAAGAAGAGUACUGUAAGCUCUCUUAUGUUUGCGGCAUAUUGUAUUGGCAACAUUGUGGGACCUCAGUUCUUCAUCCCAUCAGAAGAGCCUUCAUACCAGACCGGAAUCAAAGCAGCAAUGGCAGGACUUGCCUUUGGCAUUUUCUUCCUGAUUUGCCUAUACGUCUUUUACAUUUGGGAAAAUCGCCGAAGGGAUAGACUUUACGGUUCUCCUAGGGAGAUGACCGAAGGAGAAGAAUUGCAGGACGAGCUUUCCAACAAGACUGACCAUGAGAUCGAGAGCUUCCGAUAUGUACUCUGA
Penicillium canescens is the source of this 1518-nucleotide messenger RNA. RefSeq lists its product as uncharacterized. The transcript has 5 exons. NCBI's taxonomy places the organism in Eukaryota, Fungi, Ascomycota, Eurotiomycetes, Eurotiales, Aspergillaceae. Gene Ontology annotation, molecular function: allantoate transmembrane transporter activity; dipeptide transmembrane transporter activity. The record is from RefSeq and is a predicted model, not a curated record. Gene Ontology annotation, cellular component: plasma membrane. Bases 1 to 1518 code for a protein of 505 amino acids. Gene Ontology annotation, biological process: tripeptide transport; transmembrane transport; dipeptide transport.